CCCCGCCCGGCCCGGCUCGGCCCGCGUCUCCCGGAGCGCCGUGCGGGGAGGGGCGGGCACAGCGGCCCGGCGCGGCGGAAGGAGCCGCUCAGCCGCGGCCUCGCUCCCGGCGCUGCCCGCGCCCGCCGAGGCGCAGCCCCCGGGGCUCCGCACGCACCUGCCGGGCCGCCCCCGCCGCGGGGCCGGGGACACGCACCUGCCGUCGCCGCCGGGCCGCCCGCACCUGCGCCGCCCCCCGCACCCCCGGGCGGGCCGCGUUUCUCGGCGGGCAGGGCAGGGCAUGGCGGGGCGCUGAGAUGAAAGUGACCGUGUGCUUCGGGCGGACCGGGAUCGUGGUGCCCUGCAAGGACGGGCAGCUCCGCGUCCGGGACCUGACCCAGCAGGCCCUGCAGCGCUACCGCAAGGCCCAGGAGAAGGAUCCAGGUUCCUGGGUGAAUAUUCACCACCUGGAGUACACAGAUGGAGGGAUCCUGGACCCAGAUGAUGUGCUGGCAGACGUUGUGGAAGACAAAGAUAAGCUGAUUGCUGUCUAUGAUGAGGAAGAAACUCACCGUAAGACUGAUGGCACCAAUGGCAACUUGACAGACAGAAACAGCCCUGACUCUUUUGAGACGGAGGUGGCGGCUCAGCUGGCUGCUUUUCAGCCCAUUGGUGGUGAGAUCGAAGUGACUCCUUCUGCCCUAAAACUUGGCACACCACUCCUGGUACGAAGGAGCAGUGAUCCAGCUUUGGGCCCACCUGCGGACUUCCACCCCAGUACUUCCCAGCCCAGCGACCACAGCCUCAAGCAUGUUGUGGCAGCUGCGUCCCAGGUGUCCAUUCAGGCUGGGGAGAUGAACCUCACUGGCCCCCCAGAACUGCUGUUGGCUCCGAGGGCCCGGCUCCCCGUCAGUGAAAUGACAAAAACAGUGGAGAUUUCUGCGGAAGGUGGACCCUUGGGAAUCCAUGUAGUGCCCUUUUUUUCAUCUUUGAGUGGAAGGAUGCUGGGACUCUUCAUCCGCGGUAUUGAAGAAAACAGCAGAUCCAGGCGUGAUGGGCUUUUCCACGAAAAUGAAUGCAUUGUGAAAAUUAACCACGUGGACCUUACAGAUAAAACCUUUGCACAGGCUCAGGACGUUUUCCGUCAGGCAAUGAAAUUUCAAAGCGUUACCUUGGAAGUCCUUCCUCCAUAUAAUCGAGAACAAUAUGAGAAGGCUGCUAUUGCCCCUCUUUGUUUUCUGGAUAGUGAAGAAGGAGUGCCAAAAACAAAGAUUCCACCUCCUGUUCAUCCCAAACCUGCUCUGAAAACCAUGAAUCUUUCUGGAGCAAACAGCUUGGACACGGGUGUACAGGCAACGCUGCAACAAGCCAAGAGCCCCAACCUCCCCCGGCUGGUGAGAAAGUCGUCGUCUCCAUCACUAUCUCCCCUUAUGGGCUUUGGCAAUAAAAAAAAUGCAAAGAAAAUAAAGAUAGACCUGAAGAAAGGUCCAGAAGGACUCGGUUUCACUGUGGUUACCAGAGACUCUUCAGUACAUGGUCCCGGUCCGAUUUUUGUGAAGAAUAUUUUACCUAAAGGUGCAGCAGUAAAAGAUGGUCGUUUGCAGUCUGGAGACAGAAUCCUGGAGGUGAAUGGACGGGACAUCACCAGCAGGACCCAGGAGGAGCUGGUGGCCAUGCUGAGGAGCACCAAGCAGGGGGAGUCCGUCUGUCUGGUCGUGGCUCGUCAGGACGAGGCCUUUCUACCUCGAGAGCUGAAAGGAGAGCCAAACUGCAGUAUUCUGUCUCCAGAAACCACAGAGCAGCUGACCUUUGAGAUUCCUCUGAAUGAUUCUGGCUCUGCUGGACUUGGUGUGAGCUUAAAAGGCAACAAAUCUCGGGAGACCGGAGCCGAUCUUGGGAUUUUCAUCAAAUCCGUUAUUCACGGAGGUGCCGCUUUUAAGGAUGGUCGUUUGCGAGUGAAUGAUCAGCUCGUUGCAGUAAAUGGGGAGUCACUCCUGGGCAAAUCAAACCACGAGGCGAUGGAAACGCUGAGGCGCUCCAUGUCCAUGGAGGGGAACAUUCGGGGGAGGAUCCAGCUGGUCGUUCUGCGAAGACUAGAGAUGCAGCCAGAGGAACGCUCUGACCAGGGAGUCUUUCAAAAAUCAGCCUUUGACGGGAUUCAUAACUUGGCAGCUGCUUCCCGACGCAAUGACACUAUUCCUCCGCAAUUUGUAACUCAGGAAAGAAUCAAAGAGUUGCCAGUGUCUGAUCGUGGCAAUGGUGAGAAUGAAACCCCUCCACCUCUCCCACCACAUCCCAGUGAGGAUCUGCUGAAUGAGGAUUAUAAUAAUAGCCCUGUCAUAAAUUCAGCAGUGUAUUUAGCAGAUCAGCACAUCAACUUCAGAUCUUUGACACCAGCCAAGCAGUCUGAACCAAUUAAUCUGAAAGCCUCCAAAAGCAUGGAUCUGGUGGCAGAUGAAAGCAAAGUUGGUUUGUUGGCCGGACACAAAUCGGACUCUUCUGGCAAAGAUUUUGGUCCUACCCUGGGACUGAAGAAGUCCAGUUCUCUUGAGAGUCUUCAGACUGCCGUGGCUGAAGUUAGGAAGAACGAACUCCCUUUCCACAGACCCAGGCCUCACGUGGUCCGUGGUCGAGGGUGUAACGAGAGUUUCCGAGCUGCCAUUGACAAGUCUUACGAUGGACCUGAAGAUGGAGAAGAAGAUGGUUUCUCUGAUAAGAGCUCUCACUCUGGUCAAGAAGCUCAGAACGUGGAAUCUGCCUCUCCGGGGAACCUCGAAAUAGAAGAUGCAGAAACCAAAGCAAAAAAAGACAAAAAAAAUAGAGAGAAAGAGAAGAAAAAGGAAAAGGGUAAAUCGAAAAUCAAAGAAAAGAAAAGGAAGGAAGAAAAUGAAGAUCCAGAAAAGAAAAAGAAGAAGGGAUUUGGUGUCAUGUUGAGAUUUGGAAAGAGAAAAGAAGAUAAAGGUGCGAAAACGGAUCAGAAGGGGAAUGCAAAGCAAGGCGUACUUAAAGAGGAGGAGCUGGAGAAAAUGAAAGAUGAACGGGAAAGGAUCGGUGCAAAGCAUCAAGAGUUACGGCAAAAGCAACUGAGAGGUCUGAGUGAUUAUUCUACUGGUCCUGGAGGACCUGACAUGGAUGAUGAUGAGGUGGAUCCAAAUUACGCCAGAGUAAACCACUUCCGAGACGCUUAUCCAGCAACAAGCAUCUACAGGCCAUCAUCACCAGCAGUAGCAGAAACCUUUGUAUAUCCUCGUGAUUCUCCUUCAACACCAAUGGAGAGGGAGCACCUGGAAGGACUGUAUGCAAAAAUAAACAAGCAGCACUACCCACAGACUCCUGGUGACAGUGGCUGCACAGGUGGUGGGAACGCGGAUCGUAUCCAGAAGUUACGGAAGGAGUACCAUCAGGCCAGGCGAGAAGGCUUACCCUUCUAUGAGGAUGACGAAGGAAGAACACAGCCGGCUGAUUAUGACCAGCGUUGGGUGCCUGGAAAAGUUCCAGACGGGAGCUCGUACAGUCUCCAGUUGGAGGGGAUGGAGAGGCAGUACGCAUCCUUACCCAGGCGUGGACCUGCAGAGCCACUGGAAUAUUUAACAGGGCCACGAGUAAUAUACAAAGAGAGAGAUCUUCCGUUCUACCAAGGAGGGCAGCCUGUUGUCCACCCAUCAAAGGGGAACUACAUCCGCGCACCAGACACCAGAGUGGCAGAACUGAGGUACCCCCAGUACUACCCAGCCCAGCCCAUCACAAACCAGCAUAAAGGACCCCUCCGACAGGACGUGCCGCCUUCCCCUCCUCCAUCCCACCGAGCACCAGCUUAUAGUGAAAUUGUCCGGCACCGUGGAACCAGUCCAGACCAGUACCAGUACAGGCAACAGGAUCCCAGGCAGAAGAACCCCAUAACUGCAGCUGUAUAGCCGCACACUGAACUUACCAGCACGGCCUGGGGAGAAUCCCGUCGGACAUCAUCCUUGUAGAGUUGUUCCCAAGCGUAGCUGCCUGUAAGAAUGGCACACGAGACCUGGAGUCGUUCUUACUGAGCUGGGCUCAGCGUAGGUGCUUUCUAACAGGCGGACUAAAGCCAUGUGAGGUACGAUGUGUUUUGAGUAUGUGAGGUACCAGACAGUUGAGUAUUUUUUAAUCCCUUUUAAAAAUAGAAAGUGGCUGCUGGAAAUGAAGCGCAACACUUAAUACACCUCAGGGCUAUUUACUGAAUCCAGUUACACCUAUAGAGUACGUAGCUGUCUGUAUAAGGGCAGUGGUGACACCAGAGUUUACUUCAGAGUGCUGCUGUAGAGCAAUUACGUGAGAACACAGCAUACAGUGUGGACAUCAUGCAGAGCUGGGGAUCUUGUGUAAUCCAGUGCUGUGAUCCCAAGUCGACAACGGACUGCCGCCGAGGCAGCGGCCACAUUCCAGGCACGUUCAGACCAGCAACUCUGUGAUUUAAGGAUGCUGCAGUUCCAGAUUUGUAAUCUGGCCUCUGUCUUCCUCUUCCCGUUUGGUGGUGGCAGCAUUUAUCUCGUAGCCUUCAUUUUUCACAGUUUGUAUAACGAGAUUCUCCUCUCAUUGCACCUGCUGCAUUUGAAGUAAGGCAGAAAGCUUUGUCUGCCACACUUGGGCAGCCAGCCACCCGAGAAGUGUGCGUCUGUAGAUGUGCGUGUGUGUGCUUGUGUUUCUUAGUUAUUAUACAGUGUGCGCUCCUUAAACGUGAACCGUGGAGGCAGGAUCCUCAGCUGCUGCCAAUAAGUGUCGCUCUUGGGGUUUCAGUGGAGCUGGCCUCUGAGAAGUGGCUGAGGAGGUGACCAUGGUGGGCACGGACCCCAUAAUGCACAUAAUGCACCUGUCGGUGUGGUGACCACCCUCUGUCACCCAAGUGCCAAACUACUCGAGUUCCUGCAGCCAGAGGCCAUUAUGCCCGUGGAGAAAGGGGAUUUUCACAGCAAGGGGUGAGGGAAAGACAAGGACAGCAACGAGGAGAGAUGCGGGAUGGAGAGGGGACCAGCAGUGCAGCAGAGCCAUGGGGGUGCCUACCCGCUCCCUAUAUAUUUUGUGAAGUUAAGUGGCCUUAAUUCCUUGACUUCUGCCUUUUUGGAACGUUACUAAGCUGCUUGGGCUCCUCUCAUCAUGGAGAGACUACGACCUGGCCAAGGAUUUCUUUGAUGUCUUUUUGACACCUUUGGUAUGCGGCAGAUUGAAAUCACAUAGGUCACUUCCCAGGUAUUAAAUAUCACUGGGAAGGUUUGUCCUGCUAGGAGUGUGUCUCUUUAGCGGAUAUCCCUGGGAAAAGGGCUCGUUAGAGGUGCGUAAGGCUCAGGGCAGGGUGGUUCUGUGCACCGCUGCUUUCCUGAAGCAACAUCAGUAGGGAACGGCCCUGAUGAGAAGCAGCAUUUAAUCCCAGCCAGCACUUCUGUACUGCUGUCGCUGGUGAGAGACUGGAACCCGGGGGCACUUGCAGCUGUAUGGAACAUCUGCAUUCACACCCAUCUCUCCCAGCUGGGAAGCAGGGCAGAGAAAACAGCUUUGUCAAGGGGGUAGAGGAACAUCUCGGUGAUCCAGAUACAGGGCUGGGUUCCCUGGGGCAGGGGCCGGCACAGCGCUAAGUCCAGUCAGGAGGAAGCAUUGGUGGGAGGGAGAGAGGGAGAGGAACGCAGCCGAUUACAAAGCGUGUUUGGUUCUUGCUCCAUUUCUUUCUGCCCUCUUCCCUAGUAAUGUAGGAGGGAAAAACCUCUGGAGGGAGCAUUGGGUGUAAAGCUGGAUGUCUCUCAGCACCCUCUAUAAAUAAGGCGCAUUCCCCAAGGAAACUCUGCCUGUCGCGUACGUGCUGUACGCAGCCUCGUACUUCUCUCGGAGAGUUUUAGAUGCUGUAGGAUACUCAGCCAGGACUUGGCAGCCACAGGGUAGCCGCUGGUGUUAUGAAGGCCUGCUGAAAGUGAAGCGAAAACAAAUUAAAAUACUUUCCUUUCCCUCCUUGAAAUAUAACCACUGAUACAUUUGAUCCAGCUGUAAAGAAACUAAUACGUUUGCGACAGUGGCUUUAUCAAGCCAGGCCACAAUUAGGAGCAGCUCUGAAUAUAAGCUACUGCCUUUAUAAAUCACUCUCAACUAACCCUUCAAAUGGCAUCACAGCACAGUGAACAGAGCUUAUUUACAGUAUUUCAAGAGCCAGGGCCAAAUAAAAUCUGGAUGGAAACAGCUCCUGGGUUAUUUAUAGCCUUUGAAGGACCUGCACAAUUGUCUCCCCGUAACCUGAAUCUCUCCUUAACAGCUCCCCAUGACUGCAUCGGCUCCACUCGUUUGAGGCAGACAGAUCAAACGAACACCACCUGAGCUGUUAAUCUUACCCAACAGGUUAUUAAAUGAUGCUUCUGCUGUUAGAUCAGUACAGAGCUUCUCCAAAAAAAAAAUGAAGUGUUACAAGUAUAAUAUCUGGAUGCAUCCUACAGGUGAGAAGCUAAGGAAGAAGAACAGUCUGACCUAGCUGAGGGAACAAGACCAAAAAGUAUUGCAGAGCAUCUCUUCAGUCUCUGGUGCCAUUGUUCUGGGAGAAAAUUGCCAUUUGCUGGUUUAAUAUCUGGUAGAGGUACAGUAUUUUCAAAAGCAUAAUGUGUAACUACAGUAUAUAUAGUCAGCUUCUCUGCAGUGUAAAAUGUAUGAUUUUAGCACCAUAUUGUGGAAAAAUAUGUACCGUGCAGAAUUCACGAGGUGCUACAACUGACGGUUGAAAAUACACACUUGCAAAAUCCAAAAGAGCCGUUAAGUAACAAGUUGUUCUUUUCCCCAUAUGUCCAUAUGUUUGGGAAAAUCGUGAGCCUGAAACGCUCUUGACACGUAAUUGCCUCGCGCUCCCUCAUCCAAACGUGCCAGUCCGGUGCUGGGGUUUGCCGCAGGAGCGGCGUGCCAUACACAUGAGCAGGAGAGGGGACACGGGGGACAAGGGCUGGAAGCUCUGAUUUCUUGAGCUGCUUCUGGCGCGGGCCCAGCGGUUGAAAGAUGAAGAGACAGAAAAGGAGCCUGUGGAUUUUCUGAGUGACCACCCACUAGUGAGCCAUGAUCUUGGCCUGCAAGCAGACAUUACCACUGUGAUGCAUUAUGGUGCAGAAGUCACCCCUCGGAUGCAUAAAGAAAUAUCCAUUGCCCUUUGUGGGGAAAAAAAAAAAAGGGGUAACUAAGCAUUAAAAAAAAAAAUGCUUCUGCCUUGAAACAGUGCAUGCAGCCCUGAAUUCCGAUUCACUCCAGCUUCCUGAUCUAGAAAUAGCUUCACAUGCUGCCUAAUUUUUUUACAGAUGAAUUGUGCUACCUCCUCCUCUCCCAGCCGUCACAGAUGUGUUUAUGAGAGUCGGUGCUGUGAGUGAAUCCUGCCCGCUGCUCUGCCAGGGCCACAUCCUGACACUGCUCGCAGCAGGGGCUGCUUUGCACUUCCAAAUCGCCCUGCACCUCUGCUCUCCCCCCGGCUUGUUCUGCAGAGCCUCGAAGCCUUAUGUGCAAAUUGGAAGAACUGUUCACUAUCUCUGCAUAGAAAAGGAGGCUUUAUAAGACACCGUUCUGUUGUUGGGGGGGAGAGAGAGGUGUUUGUGACCCUGACAAUACCUGUGUGUUUAAGUGAAACUGAUUUCAAAAUCAUGCAUGAUUGAUUUGGGGGGAGAAAUUCAACACACACUCUGAGAGGUUUUUUUUCUAGUACCACUUCGAAGUUUUUGAUCUUUUGUUACAUAUGGCUAUAUAAAUCUUACCUGGUUUAUUUUGCAUUAAAAUAAAGGCUUUAACACUA
Columba livia (rock pigeon) is the source of this 7747-nucleotide messenger RNA. RefSeq names its product par-3 family cell polarity regulator beta (gene PARD3B). The coding region runs from base 297 to 3893 and encodes 1198 amino acids. Lineage: Eukaryota; Metazoa; Chordata; Aves; Columbiformes; Columbidae. The transcript is spliced from 23 exons. Gene Ontology annotation, biological process: establishment of centrosome localization; intracellular protein localization; cell adhesion. Gene Ontology annotation, cellular component: cell cortex; adherens junction; apical plasma membrane. The record is from RefSeq and is a predicted model, not a curated record. Gene Ontology annotation, molecular function: phosphatidylinositol binding; protein binding.